AGUGAUUUGAGACUUUUUGGGUAUGAGAGACGGAUGAAUAUCGAGUUGUGUUUAUACAAACUGCACACAUAGUCAUACUAGUAAUACAAUAAGAGUCAAAGAGUUAUGAGAGGUUCUUUCUAUACACCUCUAGUUGUCCACGGCAGGGCGCUUUGUUAUUCUCCUGCUCAACGAGAUCUUCUCAUUGACAGACUUCAUAUAUCGCUUUCACCCGGUAGUGCUUGUAUUAUUCAAGGUGCCAAUGCCUCUGGUAAGUCGACCUUUCUACGUGAUCUCUUAAAUCUGGGUGACCACGUCAGUGGUUGGCUACAGAGGAACAGUACUAUUCAUUAUUUAGGAGAAAAUGAUAAGGACAGUUUUCGACAAGAUCUAACUCUCUAUGGUUGUUUGAAGUUAUUUUGUCGCAAAGCUGGUAUGCCCUAUCAAGAAGUAUCUUGGGCUUUACGAGCAGUCAAUCUUAGUCACGUCCACGAUCAAAAGUAUUCUCUUCUUUCACAAGGUCAAAGGAAACGAGCUUCUUUGGCUAAGUUGCUUGUAGUUCCUCGUGCUUUAUGGCUAUUGGAUGAGCCAACGUUAGCUUUGGAUACCAAUUCUUUGACUAUUUUGGAACAGAUAAUUCAUUUCCAUCGUAUGCAAGGAGGAUGUGUCGUUGCAGCUACUCAUACACAUAUUGAUAUACCUGAUUCUACUCGGAUACGCUUAGGAGACUUGGAUACUUUAUAACAGGAGUCUUUUAUUCCGUUAAAGACAAAUGAUAUAUUAUAGAGAAUAUGGUUUUAAAAGUGUUUGAAAUUCUUCUUAUUGGUCAUUUGUCU
Galdieria sulphuraria is the source of this 815-nucleotide messenger RNA. RefSeq names its product ABC transporter, heme transporter, ATPase component. Lineage: Eukaryota; Rhodophyta; Bangiophyceae; Galdieriales; Galdieriaceae. The coding region runs from base 106 to 723 and encodes 205 amino acids. The transcript has a single exon. Gene Ontology annotation, biological process: cytochrome complex assembly. Gene Ontology annotation, molecular function: transmembrane transporter activity; ATP hydrolysis activity; ATP binding. The record is from RefSeq and is a predicted model, not a curated record.